Messenger RNA from Dermatophagoides farinae (American house dust mite), 1487 nucleotides. RefSeq lists its product as uncharacterized. The record is from RefSeq and is a predicted model, not a curated record. Lineage: Eukaryota; Metazoa; Arthropoda; Arachnida; Sarcoptiformes; Pyroglyphidae. Gene Ontology annotation, molecular function: protein binding.
AUCAUCAUCAUCAUCAUUGGAAUUUGAUUUAAUUUUUUAAAUAUGAGCAACAACAGCAACAACAACAACAACAACGUUCAUCACAAUAGACCGAAUGAUAAAUCCAGUCUGUCAACCUUAACAUCAUCAUCAUCUUCAUCAUCUUUUGGAUCAAUUGGAUCAUCAGAUGAUAAAAUGACAAUAACAACUUCGAAUGGUUUUGGUGGUAGUUGUAAUGGUGCUAAUCAGCUUAUAUCGUUAUUGUCGAUUACACGAUUCAUUAAUGCUGCCAUACAGAACGAUGUAAACAUGAUAAAUACUUAUUAUCAAACAUUGAACAUUCCUGUUGAUGUGGUCGAUAAAAAUGGCUACACUGCAUUAAUAUAUGCAUCUCGUAAUGGCAAUGUGAAUGUUGUACGGCGUUUGAUUGAAUUGAAUGCAAAUGUUGAUUAUCAGGAACCCAGUACUUUAAGCACUGCUCUUCAUUAUGCUGCACAAUGUGGUCAUACUCGUACUGCUGAAGUGUUAAUCAAAUUUGGUCAAGCAAAUAAAGAAAUUCAAAAUCAAGCCGGUAAAACACCGUACGAUUUGGCCAAAGAUUUUGGUCAUGGUAAUAAUAAGAUAAUGAAAUCUUUGUUUCAACCGGAAUUGGCUGAUGGCAACCACCUUACAUCACCUCAAUUUUCGUUAUCAUCACCAUCGUCAUCGUCAUUGAUUAAAACUAGAAAAAUGGGUUCCUCCUCCAGUAUUGAUUCCGGUCUUUCUCAUGAUCAUAUGAUGAACAGAAAUGAAUUUGAUUUGAACAAUAACAACAGUAAUAAUGAUUUCAUUUCAUCAUAUAAAUCCGAAUCAAUGGCUAGUUUUGGUAAGAAAAAAUUUGUAAGUAAGAAAAAUAUUUCUUAUCUUCCUCAUACAACGUUAUUGGAACGUUUUGCACAAUACGGUUGUUACCGUUUAAUGGGUGAUGGUUAUGGUUUCGCAAUUUUGGCCAAAAAUGGUCCACCAAAACUAAUGGCAUAUGAAACAUUCAUUAAUCUAUCCAUACCGAUGAAUAAUGUUGAUCAGCUUUUAAUCGCAUUGAAUAAGAUUGUACUGGAUUUAGAAUCAAACAUUAAACUUACAAUGAAAGAAUAUGAAGAUUUCGAUCCAAUUCAUCCUGAUAAUCAACGAAUAAAUAAUCUUUUUGCAUAUAAUUUAUGGCGAAAAGAAAAUAUAGAUAAAAUCAUGAAAAUUGUACAAUUUAUUCAACAAUGGAAACAUAUGGAAAGUUAUUGAUGAGAUUUCAUACAUUUUCUUGAUACUUGAUACCAUUUGAAGCUAUUUGAUUUUAUUUGAAAUAUUCUUUAUUUUUACAAAGUUAUUUUAUUUCUGAAAUUUUUUUUAAACUAAUUCUGUUAUAAUUUGUUGUCAAACUCUUCUUUUCUGGCAUACAAACAUUUCUAGUGAUGAUUUUGAUGAUCAUUUUGGCCCAUGCUCAUCAUCACAUCAGUUAAAUUAUAUUAUUAUUA